This is a messenger RNA of Xylaria bambusicola, 2384 nucleotides long. RefSeq lists its product as uncharacterized. The transcript has 2 exons. NCBI's taxonomy places the organism in Eukaryota, Fungi, Ascomycota, Sordariomycetes, Xylariales, Xylariaceae. Gene Ontology annotation, biological process: mRNA splicing, via spliceosome. Gene Ontology annotation, cellular component: U2-type spliceosomal complex; nucleus; precatalytic spliceosome. The record is from RefSeq and is a predicted model, not a curated record. The coding region runs from base 321 to 2117 and encodes 598 amino acids.
CUCCACUUUAUUCUACGCUAUGAAUUUAAGGGUCCACAUUAAUGCAGAAGUCGCGCCGCGCGCAGCGUUGCAUAGCAAGAUACCUCCACCAGAGUCUGACCAGAGCAAGGCGUCCAUAUUAUUUCUUGCGGCGAACUUUAGCUCCCCGGGCCACUCGAAUGCCAGCCUCAUCUUGGAACAUCAACUUGAUCAUCCACCACCGUCUCCAUUGUAUCAACAUAACGCGUCUCCCAGAUUCCAACCCUGUGACUAUUCACACAUCCCUAGCACUGCGUGACUUAUCCAUUGGUUGAGGCGCAUUUGCCUCCCUCGUCGGCAACAUGGCGGCCCCUAAGAUGACCAAGAACCAGAAGCGGCGCGCAAAGAAGAAAGCCGACAAGGCCGCUAAAGUUGAAGACGCAUCGGGAGCGAGCGAGACGCCUCAGGUUGAGGAGAGCGAGCAGGAGUCUGAGGCCCCCAACGACACUGCGCAAACAAAUGGCACAUCGGAUCUCGAAUUCAAAAAGGAUUCUACUGCCGCCAACGGAUUCCCCGCCGAUGGUCCCAUAGAAGAAGAAGAGUAUGAUCUAGAUGCCGAAGAUCCCGCCUUUUCGAUGUUCAAGGAUGUUUUCUCCAAGUUUGGCGCAUCAAAUAACGACGAGGAUGCCGUCGCGAAAGAGGCCAAUGCUGGUAUUCAAGGCGAGGUAUUCCACGAUGACGACGAUAACAUACCCGACGAAGACGACGAGAAUCAGUCUGGACAGAACAAGAUUUCCAAAAAGAAAAGGAAAAUGAUGAGCAAGCUAUCUAUCGCCGAGCUCAAGGCCCUGGUCAAGAAACCUGAGGUCGUUGAGUGGCAAGACAUAUCCUCGUCCGAUCCUCGUCUACUCGUGCAAAUCAAAGCCCAGCGCAACGUCGUGCCCGUGCCGUCCCAUUGGUCCUUGAAGCGCGAAUAUCUGUCAUCCAAGAGGGGUAUUGAAAAGCCAGCCUUCAAACUGCCCAAGUUUAUCGCGGACACUGGUAUUUCAGAAAUGAGGGACGCCGUGUUGGAGAAACAGGCAGAGCAAAGCCUCAAACAGAAACAGAGGGAACGAGUCGCGCCCAAGAUGGGCAAACUUGACAUCGACUACCAGAAGCUCUAUGAUGCAUUCUUCAGAUUUCAAGAUAAGCCUAUGCUUACACGAUUCGGUGAAGUGUACUACGAGGGCAAAGAGUACGAAACAGACUUACGGCAUCUACGUCCCGGCGAGUUAGGUGAUAGCCUUAAAGAAGCUCUCAGUAUUCCCCCAGGAGCACCUCCACCGUGGCUUAUCAACCAGCAACGUUUCGGUCCUCCGCCCUCAUAUCCAUCCCUUCGUAUCCCUGGGUUAAAUGCCCCUAUACCACCUGGUGCACAGUGGGGCUUUAAUCCGGGUUGCUAUGGCAAGCCUCCAGUCGAUGAGUACAACAGGCCGCUAUUCGGCGGUGAUAUCUUUGGUAUUAUGCAACCAAACCAAGCUGCACCACCGUCCGGCGAGCCAAUUGAACGGAAUUUGUGGGGCGAGCUUCAAGUGGUCGAGGAGGAGUCUGAAGAGGAAGAAGAGGAUGAAGAUGAGGACGAGGAUGAAGAAGAUGUCGGCACCGGAAUACAGACAUCUACUGGCUUGGAGACCCCAGGCGGCAUGACAAGCACCGUACCAACAGAGUAUGGUACUCACACCGAGUCAGUCGCUGGAGAAAUGGAUCUCCGUAAACAGCGUCGUGGAUAUGAGACCGAAGAGAGCAUGCACCCCCGUGCAGCAUACACCGUUCUCCAGGAGAGGCAAUCGAGAGCAGAGGGCUUCUUUGGCAGCGACCGUGUGUACGAUAUGAAAAAUGCCGGUGGCAUGCAUGUCCUUGGCCAAGACGAGGAUAGUAGCAGGAAGCGGAAGAAGCCUGGUGACGUUGAUGUCUCUUUCGAUCCAGAAGCGUUAGGCGAUGGUAUCAGCAAAGAGGAGAUGCAACGGAGGUUUGAGGAAGGAAGACGCGAGGAGGGCGUGGGCGCUCAGUGGAGGGGAAGAGAAGAAGGGCUGGACGAGAUGAUUGCGAAUGAAAGUCGGAAGAGAAUGAAACGCGACGAAGAAAAGCGCGAAGAGAAGAAGAGCAAGUAUAGGUUUUAAAGAGUGUAUAUUAUUUGCGUGGUGCCAUCACCGCCUGGAAGUGGGUUGAAUUUAAUUAUCCUUUUGCAAGUAGGAGGCGGUACAAUGAAGGCACAAAUGUGUUAGGUGUAUGCCUCACAAUAAUACGGCAUAGCGUGUUUCAAGAGAUAUCGAUACUUUGGUUACCAUGAGUUCGCAGAUAUGAACAGCGCUUAUUGCAAGCUGUCAACACCCUAAAUCUCCUUGAUUCCCCCUGAUAUUGAACGAGCCCCCAUCACUUCUCAGUAU